Neltuma alba is the source of this 1583-nucleotide messenger RNA. RefSeq names its product bifunctional 3-dehydroquinate dehydratase/shikimate dehydrogenase, chloroplastic-like. The coding region runs from base 1 to 1575 and encodes 524 amino acids. The record is from RefSeq and is a predicted model, not a curated record. Gene Ontology annotation, biological process: chorismate biosynthetic process; shikimate metabolic process. Gene Ontology annotation, molecular function: 3-dehydroquinate dehydratase activity; shikimate 3-dehydrogenase (NADP+) activity. The transcript is spliced from 11 exons. NCBI's taxonomy places the organism in Eukaryota, Viridiplantae, Streptophyta, Magnoliopsida, Fabales, Fabaceae.
AUGUCAAAGUUACAGAGCAGAAGUGGAGCAGUUGUGAGCAGCCCAACACUUCUGUGCAUUCCACUUGUGGGAACCACAGUAGAUCAAAUGUUUGUUGAUAUGCGAAGGGCCAAGGAAAUUGGUUCUGAUAUUGUUGAGAUCCGUCUUGAUUGUUUGGGAAGCUCCGACCCAUUAUCAGAUCUUCAAACACUCAUAAAACAAAGUCCUUUGCCCACUCUUGUCACUUACAGACCUAUUUGGGAGGGUGGUCAAUAUGAAGGCGAUGAAACCAAGAGGCAGAAUGCCCUUCGUCUGGCCAUGGAAUUUGGAGCUGAUUAUAUUGAUGUUGAGCUUCAGGUUGCUCAUGACUUUAUCAGUUCUAUCAAUGGAAAGAAACCAGACAAUUUCAAGGUGAUAGUUUCUUCACACAACUUCCACGAUACUCCAUCAUAUGAAACCAUUGGAAAUCUAGUUGCAAGUAUCCAAUCUACUGGGGCUGACAUUGCCAAGAUUGUGACCACCGCAUUGGACAUUACAGAUUGUGCUCAAAUUUUUCAGAUCACUGUACAUUCUCAUAUCCCAGUAAUAGGAAUUGUUUUGGGGGAAAGGGGUUUGAUUUCACGGCUCCUCAGCCCCAAGUUCGGUGGCUAUCUCACUUAUGCAGCGCUUGAGAUAGAUGCAAUCUCAGCUCUAGGACAACCUACAGCCAAAGACUUGUUAGAGCUGUACAAUUUUAGGCUUAUAAGGCCUGACACUAAAGUAUAUGGAAUCAUAGGAAAGCCAGUAGGUUACAGCAAAAGUCCUCUUUUGUUCAAUGCAGCAUUCAAGUCUGUUAAGCUUAAUGCAGUUUAUAUGCACUUUUUGGUGGAUGAUGUAGAGAAAUUUUUUAAUACAUACUCGUCUCUUGAUUUUGCUUCUGGAUGCAGUUGUACGAUUCCGCAUAAGGAGGCUGCACUUAAAUGCAUGGAUGAGAUUGAUCCUAUUGCCAAGAAGAUAGGAGCUAUCAAUAACAUUGUAAGGAGACCAGAUGGGAAAUUGAUAGCUUUCAAUACAGAUUACAUCGGUGCCAUCACUGCUAUUGAGGAUGGAUUAAGAGAAUCGUAUGGUGUAACACCAGGCGGUGAAUCGCCCUUGGCGGGUAGGCUAUUUGUCGUAAUGGGUGCCGGUGGAGCUGGCAAGUCGCUGGCCUAUGGCGCUGCACAGAAGGGAGCAAGAGUUGUAGUUUCUAACCCCACAUUUGAACGAGCUGCAGAUUUAGCAGCAAAAGUUGGAGGAAAAGCAAUGUCAUUGAGUGAACUGGGAGAGUUUCAUCCUGAAGAAGGAAUGGUCCUAGCAAAUGCAACUUCCGUGGGGAUGAAGCCUAAAGUUGAUGAGACUCCUAUUCCAAAGCAUGCAUUAAGGCAUUAUUCCCUGGUGUUUGAUGCGAUCUACAUGCCAAAGGACACCAGACUAUUGCAAGAGGCAAAGGAAACAGGCGCUGCUAUUGUGUAUGGUACAGAGAUGUUGAUCCGCCAAGGCUUCGAACAAUACAAAAACUUCACUGGUUUGCCGGCACCCAAAGAAUUGUUUAGACAGCUGAUGGAGAAACAUGCAUGAUGGUCGAC